CGCAUGUAAAUGGCAGACCCCGAGCUCUUGGCAUCCCCGGACUUAUUUCGGCGGCUUGAAAAAAAGUGUUGCAAGCCUUGCCGCCAUCACCGCAUCUUUGAGCUAUUAUCACCCACCACAUCUCCAACCAUGUCGAUGAUCACAGCCACAGCGUGGGUACCACGGGGCCAUGCAGCCGCCUUCCCUACGAAAUAUGUCUUCGACGAAGACGAGUAUGCACGCAUUUCGAAGCUGGCGAAGCUGGAGCUGGAGGAUGCGAAGGAAGAUCUCGAGCGCGCGAGGCAGGGGAUGAUGGAGCCGGCGGACGAUGGCAAAGCUGCUUCCGCCGCAAACGAGUCUGAGGAUGAGGAGGAAGAUGGUGAGGGUGGGGGUGUGACUGUUGAUCGGGAAGAGGAGGAUGAUGAUUUGAAAGAGUACGAUAUGGAGCAUUACGACGACGAGCCGGAUGUGGUGGGGAAAGAGGAUGGUGAAGCAGGGCCGAAUGACAGUUUGUUUGGCAAUAUCAAGGGUCUGGCGUACUACACGAAUAACGAGGAGGAUCCGUACAUUACGCUGGCGGCGAACGACGUGUCGGACGACGAGCGAGAGGAGUUGCAGAUCCUGACUACCGAUAAUCUGCUUCUCGCGGCGAGGAUCGAGGACGAAGUGGCGCAUCUCGAGACGUACGUGUACGAAGACGAGGGGGAUAAUCUGUAUGUGCACCACGAUGUCAUGUUGCCCGCCAUGCCACUUUGUGUCGAGUGGGUGCGAGCGCGGCCGCACAAGAAGGGCGAGGCGGGCAGCUUCGCAGCGGUGGGCACGAUGGAUCCGGAGAUUGAGCUGUGGGAUCUCGACGUGGUGGACGGCAUGUACCCGACCGCCGUGCUGGGCGGCAUGUCCGAGGAAGACGCCGGGAAGAAGAAGAAAAAGAAGAAAGGCAAGAAGGCCAACAGCGCAUACCACGUCGACUCGGUGCUGGCGCUGUCGGUCAAUCCCACGCAUCACAACCUCCUCGCCAGUGGCUCUGCGGACAACACCAUCAAACUCUGGGAUUUGAACACCUGCACCGCCGCGCAGAGCUACUCCCACCACACGGAUAAAGUGUGCGCGCUCGCCUGGCACCCGACACAACCCUCCGUCCUCCUAUCCGGCUCCUACGACCGUACAAUCGUAGCAACCGACAUGCGAGCUCCCGACACGACCGGUCCGCGCUGGGGAGUCGAAAGCGACGUCGAGCAGAUCCAAUGGGAUCCCCACGACCCGCAACGCUUCUACGUGAGCACGGAAAACGGCAUCCUGCACUGCUUCGACGCCCGGCAGCUCCCCGCUACCCCGGAACAAAGCAAAGCCCUCUGGCAGCUGCAAGCGCACGACAAAUCCCUCUCGUGCUUCUCGCUCAACCCCGCAGUCCCCGGCUUCAUCGCCACCGGCUCCCCCGACCGCACCGUCAAACUGUGGAACGUGUCUUCGGACUCCACGGGUCCCAGCAUGGUCGUGUCGCGCGACUUGGGCGUGGGCAAGGUGUUUUCGACGAAUUUCGCGCCCGACGAUGCCGUUGCUUUCCGCUUGGCGGUUGCGGGUAGCAAGGGCGCGGUGCAGGUGUGGGAUACGAGUACGAAUCGCGCUGUCCGGGAGGCUUUUGCUACGCGGGUCAAGAUGCCGGUGGCGCAAGAGGGGGAAGUGAAGGAGAGGUUGGUGGGGUUGUCGAGGGAUGAUGAUCUCGAUGAUGACGAUGAUGAGGAGGAGGAGGAUGAGGAGGGGGAGGGGGGCGAGGAGAAUGGGUGGGAGAGUAUGGAGGAGGAUUGAGUAGUGAUUAUGAAUUGCA
Messenger RNA from Neohortaea acidophila, 1804 nucleotides. RefSeq names its product WD40-repeat-containing domain protein. Gene Ontology annotation, molecular function: protein binding. The transcript has a single exon. The coding region runs from base 10 to 1785 and encodes 591 amino acids. Lineage: Eukaryota; Fungi; Ascomycota; Dothideomycetes; Mycosphaerellales; Teratosphaeriaceae. The record is from RefSeq and is a predicted model, not a curated record. Gene Ontology annotation, biological process: rRNA processing. Gene Ontology annotation, cellular component: nucleus.